Lodderomyces theae is the source of this 378-nucleotide messenger RNA. RefSeq lists its product as uncharacterized. The record is from RefSeq and is a predicted model, not a curated record. The coding region runs from base 1 to 378 and encodes 125 amino acids. The transcript has a single exon. Lineage: Eukaryota; Fungi; Ascomycota; Pichiomycetes; Serinales; Debaryomycetaceae.
AUGACUACCAUUUUCAAAUCACUACUUUCCAGAUCGAGACACAGUCGAGCAUUCCGCAUGAUGAUGUUGCACGAGCUCAAGCCGGUCACAUCAGAGAUACGGACGCAGGCGAGGUUCUAUUCAGAUAGCACCCCCACGCAGAGCAAAUUUGAAACUACAAAGGAGUUCUGGAGAAAAGCUCAUAUUGAGGACUCCAAAGAAUCUGAGAAAGUUUUGAAACUAUUGAGAAAGACUGGAGCCAUUUCUAUUGUUGUGGUGUUUGCUUCAAUAGCUUAUGCUGCCAUAAUGGAGCACACCAACAAGACAGAAGAAGAAGAAGAUGUACGUGCUAUUGAAUACAUACCGAACUUGAAAGAAGACAUAAGGCACAGAAGGUGA